This is a messenger RNA of Platichthys flesus (European flounder), 4095 nucleotides long. RefSeq names its product transmembrane protein 106Bb (gene tmem106bb). The transcript has 8 exons. NCBI's taxonomy places the organism in Eukaryota, Metazoa, Chordata, Actinopteri, Pleuronectiformes, Pleuronectidae. The record is from RefSeq and is a predicted model, not a curated record. Bases 173 to 967 code for a protein of 264 amino acids.
AACAAAGAGUCCGAGUCUUGUCCUGAUCAAGUUUCUGCUUCAUGACGCAGUCGCCCUCUGUGACGUCACUGCGUCACAAUUGCGCAUGUGUGUUUCACAGGAGAUAAACAAACCUGCACGAGCCUCGAUCUGUUGACGUCUUCUGAACCAACAGUCCCAUUCAGGAGUGACUAUGGGGAAGUCAAUUUCCCACCUCACCAAGCAGACAAGCGAUGACGAGGACCGGCUCUCCUCUCCUGAGGACGAUCAAACUGAGGAUGGCAAGGACGGAGACGUCUCCCAGUUUCCUUACGUGGAGUUCACAGGAAGGGACAGUGUGACAUGUCCCACAUGUCAGGGAACAGGGAGGAUACCCAGAGGACAAGAAAAUCAAUUGGUGGCAUUGAUUCCAUACAGUGACCAAAGGCUACGGCCCAGGAGGACGAAGUUGUAUGUCUCAGCGUCAGUGGUGGUCUGCCUGUUACUGUCCAGUCUGGCCGUGUUCUUCCUCUUCCCUCGUUCCAUCGACGUCUCCUAUGUUGGGGUGAAGUCUGUUUUUGUCAGCUACGACCAAGACAAGCGCAGCGUCUAUCUCAACAUCACAAACACUCUCAACAUUACAAACAACAACUACUACUCAGUGGAGGUGGCCAACAUCACAGCCCAGGUGCAGUUUGCAAAGACAGUAAUCGGUAAAACCCGCAUCAAAAACAUCAUUGCCAUCAGCCCUCUGGACAAGAAACAGACUGAUUAUAUGGUUCCCACCAUCAUCGCAGAUGAGAUGAGCUACAUGUUUGACUACUGCACCCUGCAAACCAUCAGGGUUCACAACAUUGUCGUCAUGAUGCAAGUCACUGUCACAACAACGUACUUUGGCCAUGUGGAGCAGGUGUCUCAGGAGAUGUACCAGUAUGUGGACUGUGGAGGGAACACAACCUCUGUCAGAGGGAUGCCCCAGCCCUUUAACAUCCCACACCCUGCUGAGUAACCCCCACCUGUGUGUUCCUCACUGGCCCUGACUCAGGCCCUGGAUGGUCACCUUAGGUGCUUUGCGGUGUUCCCUCUUCUUCCUACCUGCAGGGUCUAACAAUCUGCUGUUGACAUGAAAGUGUGGAGUGGAAUUCAAAACCAACACAAACAAAGUCUACACUGAAAUGAGAAUUGCACCCAGAAAAUUUUGCAAAGCAAAAGUGUUGACUUGUGUGUGGAGGAUCACUGCAUUCAGCAAAGAAAGCAAAUCAACAGGAGUGCUUUGCUAAUUAAGAGAUCUGUAUCCAAAAGAUGUUUUUGAAACAAUUACAAGUGAACUGUUUUUUAAUUAAGAGCUCCUUAUCUACUAAGUACAAAGUUUCUCUUAACUCGUGUUUGAAAUAAUACAAAGGUGUUUCAUACAUACAAGAUCCCUGACUCGUAAUUAUAAGAAAACAAUUAAGCAAAAAUAAUACUUGUAGUUAUGAAAAGACCACUGCAGUAAGUAGUAAACAGUGCAAUUGCAGAUACACGUGUCAUAACUACCAGACCUGUAUUUGACCGUUGGGAGAAAAAAUAUCUAUAAUAAUCAAGUUUUUGCAGAAAAACCCAAUCCCAAAAUAAAAAAAAAUCUUUUAAAAUUUCAAAAUCAUUACCUUGAAAUUAAGAGAGGAGAAUUUGCUACACUUUAGUAUAAAUAGAUUUAGUUUAAGAAUUAUAUCGAUAAUUCAUAGAUUAAACAAAAUAUUUUUUUAACUCUGGGAUCCAUAUUUUUUAAUAUGAAUCAUUAUGAGAUGCUAAUAUAUGAUUCUAGCGAAUGUGGCAAAUCUUUUUCUCUUUUAAGAGUGCAGUGUGCACUCCACAAUGUUGACUGGUUUAGGUGGCCCGCUAUUCAGCUGCAAAUGUGGGUGGGUGUGUGUUUGAUGGUCCAGUUUCAGCUCGGACUUUUCAGUUUCACUUUUCCACCUCUUGUGUGUUGUAGUGUAUGAGAAUGUGAGGCGAUCUCAAAGCUGAGAGCAGUUCAUUGUUUCACUAACAAAAAGUUUUUUCGCUGCUUCAUUAAGUUGUCUUCUUUUGUUUAUGUAGGCCUGCUGAUUUUAUCUCUAAUAUAAGUGCCAACAUGAUACCUGAAUUUCAAUCCCAACUUUGUUUUACGAUAUCUUUGUUUGCAGUGUUGAGGUUUGAUGCCAGCACCAAUUUCAAUAUAAGAAGUGGUGGCACAUCUGUCGUUUCCAUGAUGUAAGAUUAGGUUUAUAGUUACAUGAGUCACCAUCAUAUCUCAACUGUAGUUAUAUCCAGAGUAUCUAGUAGCCUAAAGGGUUGCUCUGUUUUCCUGCCUGACAUGCUGAAAGUAAGGUAUUGGAUUCAAUGCUUUCUAAUGUCUGCUGAAAUAUAACAUCUGUUAUCAUGACAAUGCUCUUAAAUAAUCUUGGAUUUUCAGAAAAGGGCGUAUGUUAGAAAAAUAAGCUGAAAAACUUCAUUAUUAUUUAUACCAUUUAAACCAUAAUGCACUACAUAGGUCUAUUUAAAGGGCACAUUUUAUUAUAGGUCUCAAGAUCUCUAAAACAUGCCUAUAGUAGCUUUUGGCUGUCAGGUGCUCAGUAUUGGUUUGUUGCUAAAAUGGAGGCUUUCCUUUUUUCCAAUUUAAAGUUUGAGGUGAACAUUCUGAUGGGGGCAGGUGGUGACAAUUUCUGAUGUGUUAGCUCUCUAACUUUUAAGAGAAAGUCUGUUUUGUUUUUUUAUCAUUCCACUGUCGGGAUAGAUGUUUUUAAUCUAAUGUUUGCAAAUUAAAGAGUUAUGGCUUCUUUACACCAGAAUUCAAAAUAACAUUUGGAGUAAAGUUGGUUAAUUUCAGUGAAAUCAAUAGAAUCCCUCAGCUGGGAGGAAGUUAAUUUCAUCACAUCUUGCACAUCAUCUUCAACUUUGGGAAACUUUGAGAUAUUUCAGCCAGUAAACAAAAGCAAAAGUCCUUAGGUGAUCAGGGGCCUCAUUUGUUAAACAGUGAGUGAGAUUCAUUCGAAUUUAUAAAAUCGUGCCCAUGCUGACCUGAACCAUUGCUCACUUUAUAAUUCACUGUCUGGCCGUGAAUGUGGAUCUGCUGCUAUGUCGGCCUUGUACAAGCCCACAUUCACCAUAAAUGGUCAAUACAAAGCACCUCAUGAAUAUUAAAUUAUCCUGCUGAUCAAAGGGUUUCCAGCAUGAGUCAUGACCGUCACGGCAUCAAGCGAUGAGAAGAGGAAGCUAAACUUUCUGACACUAACAUCGAGGUGUUUGUUAGUGAGGUGGAGGUGAAGAGAGAUUAUAUGGGAAAGCGGUGAUGUCACUAAUAAAGAAAGUGCACUAAUACGCUGCAGCUGCUGUUGUUAUAAUAGUACUUGAGAGUGAGCACGAUAGAUUGAAUCGAGCCUGAAUUAAAAAAAGAUCCAAUUCAAAGGUGCAGUCAAAAGAAAAACACUAUCAGAAUGUGAGGGGACUACUGUUCAUAUUUCAAUCAUCCAAAACUGCAGGAUUAUUAAAUUCAGAGACAGAUGUGAUGUCCUCAAUCUAUAGAAUUUAACAGAAUUUUUAUUGUAUGCCUGUGUUUGUACUGGGAUUGUUGGGUUCGGGUGGUCUGUGUCAUACUGAACUAACGCCAUCGUCAUGGUUACAAAACUCUGAUUGCUGAACCCAAGUUUCCUCAUCCAUUCAUUCACGCACAGUGUUAGAGGACAUUAUUAAAACCUACUAAUGACUCGGCUCUGCUACUCCACUGUUUAUAUGUCUAAACUUGAUUUGCUGGUUGGAGUUUGUCGUCUUCUUCAAUUAAGUGAAAGUUAGUUUUAGUGUUAAUGGUGAAGUGGGUCAUUAAUAUGGCUUCAGUUCACCACCAAGAGCAUUGAGUUUAUUCUGUCUUCAUUCCUAAUAGGUUGAGGAGAAUAAACUACAUAUUUUGUUCCAAUAUAGAAAAGCACACUUGAAUUGUUAUUAAUCCAAAAUGCACCUGUAACAAUCCCCAUGAAAACUUUACUGUAGUAGUAGUAUUUAUUUAGGACUCCUAACAUAGACCUUUAACAACCCACUUGAACAAUAACUUUUAAAAAACAUGACUCCUACCUCUUCUGACAUGUUGUUGCUAUGUAUUUGUUUUGAGUAAAGUUUUACAAUCAA